AUGGGAGCGUUAUUCGCACGUAUAACAGGUCGUCCACGAUUGCAGUUCGCAAGGCUGAAAACUGUACUAAGAAACGUUUGUGAAAAAGAUGAGGCGGUUGGAAGUAUAUUGAAGUUGGAUAAGCAUGCGAGCGGUGAUGAUGAGAAAGAUUUCAUACUUAUGCAGAUUGCCGAACAGAUGUAUAAUUUCGUUCAAAUGAUAAUGCAGGACGAAAUCCUACAUAAUAUAUCUGAGUUGAGGUGCGCAUGUUAUUGUCUUGGAAAGCAACAUGCAGCUUACACAGUUCAAUCGUUUAAGGUAGUUUAUUGGGAUGAAUUCACACUGGCGAUGAUCGAAGAAUUAGAAAAUACGAAUCGUUUGUCAAAUGAAGACCUCAGAGCAUGGCAAACAUUGGUGCAUCUGAUUGUCGAAAAUAUGUUGCGUGGUUAUGAUCAUGCGAAAAAAACUCAGAUUGAACGAUGA
Messenger RNA from Anisakis simplex (herring worm), 462 nucleotides. Lineage: Eukaryota; Metazoa; Nematoda; Chromadorea; Rhabditida; Anisakidae. The record is from the annotation of a GenBank genome assembly.